Racocetra persica is the source of this 732-nucleotide messenger RNA. Lineage: Eukaryota; Fungi; Glomeromycota; Glomeromycetes; Diversisporales; Gigasporaceae. The record is from the annotation of a GenBank genome assembly.
AUGAUUGAUAUCGGGUUUCAACGACGGAUAAAGAAGUUGGUUAAUCGGAUUAUUGAGUCGCAGUGGACGAGAUAUUUUAUCAUCACAUCAUUUCUACAAGCCGUUGUGAUCAUAACUUUAGAGAUAAGAGUUUUGUUACGUAACGAUGAUUCAAGUAGGGAUGCCCAAUCCUAUAUGGAAUCCACUAAUUUUACAUACGAAAACAAUGAGUGUACUAUAAAACCUUCUCUUUUCCGGAUGAAUAACAUCGAAGAAGAGAAUGUUAUAUUUAUAAUUUUUCAACUUUUUCAGAUGUGGCUUUGCUUUAAUGCGGUGUAUAAUCAAAACACGAUCCAAAUUAUCACUAUCUCGAUAAUCAACUAUCUUUGCGCUUUGUUUGGCAUUGUUCAAGUAUUUGAAGUUAAAAAAUGGUAUGCAGAUUUAGAAUCCGCGUGUCCCAAAAAGUUUGAUUACUUAGACCCGCAAUUCUAUAAUUAUGAUAUGCCUCUUGUGUUCGUAUUACUUGUCUUUGCGACGAUUAUGGCUUUCCUUAGUUGGAAGCUUUUUCGUCAAUUUGGAUGGAACAUUUAUCGAAAAAUUGGAGCUGAUAUCAAAAUCCAAUCUAUCAUUUAUAUGGACGAUAUUCGUACUAAAAAAUUUUGGCCAAGGAUUACAAACGCAUGUCGAAGAAGCAAAAAGGAACUCCCGUACUUUACCAAUAACUUCUUUAGUGCUCAAGCGAUGGCCAAUUGA